Messenger RNA from Peromyscus eremicus (cactus mouse), 842 nucleotides. Its product is annotated as histone H2B type 1-F/J/L-like. The record is from RefSeq and is a predicted model, not a curated record. Lineage: Eukaryota; Metazoa; Chordata; Mammalia; Rodentia; Cricetidae. The transcript is spliced from 2 exons. Bases 287 to 721 code for a protein of 144 amino acids. Gene Ontology annotation, cellular component: nucleosome. Gene Ontology annotation, molecular function: protein heterodimerization activity; structural constituent of chromatin; DNA binding.
GUCGUUACCAACUGGGUGGAUGAGAGCCGCAAGAGCUUGGGCCUUAUAGUCUUCUCUGGGCGCGAAAAAGAACCCGUGCGAUUGGCUGACUUCUUCAUUUCGUUUAGGCCAAUGAGAAGCGUUUGUGCCGACCUGCACACGUCGAUUGGGCAAGACUCCGGAUGACAUCAUCAAAAUAGCACUGAAUCAGAAGUGUUCUUUUCUCAGCUUCAUUUGAAUAACGCCUUAUAAAAAGGGAAGUUACCGGCAGACUCGGUGCUACAGUUCCUGUGGUUGUUGUGUCAAGAUGCCCGAGCCAGUGAAGUCCGCGCCCGCCCCGAAGAAGGGCUCCAAGAAGGCCGUGACCAAGGCACAGAAGAAGGACGGCAAGAAGCGCAAGCGCAGCCGCAAGGAGAGCUACUCGGUGUACGUGUACAAGGUGCUGAAGCAGGUGCACCCCGACACGGGCAUCUCGUCCAAGGCCAUGGGCAUCAUGAACUCAUUCGUCAACGACAUCUUCGAGCGCAUCGCGAGCGAGGCGUCGCGCCUGGCGCAUUACAACAAGCGCUCGACCAUCACGUCCCGGGAGAUCCAGACGGCCGUGCGCCUGCUGCUGCCCGGGGAGCUGGCCAAGCACGCCGUGUCCGAGGGCACCAAGGCCGUCACCAAGUACACCAGCUCCAAUAUCCUGUGGAGCAAAUUCUAUUGUCUCCUUCCUUUAAAGUUGAGGAAAUUAAAAUGAUCCAACUGAAGCUGCAGUCUAAAUCCAGUCUUGUCUGAGGUGAGAUUGAACUGUGAAAUACCCUCCAAAAUAUCCUGCAAAGGGACUACUUACUACAUUAUAAAAUGAAUGUUUUAAAUUA